Messenger RNA from Sander lucioperca (pikeperch), 1129 nucleotides. Its product is annotated as V-set and Ig domain-containing protein. The transcript is spliced from 3 exons. The record is from RefSeq and is a predicted model, not a curated record. Lineage: Eukaryota; Metazoa; Chordata; Actinopteri; Perciformes; Percidae. Gene Ontology annotation, cellular component: plasma membrane. Bases 124 to 993 code for a protein of 289 amino acids. Gene Ontology annotation, biological process: regulation of osteoclast development; regulation of actin cytoskeleton organization; regulation of bone resorption.
ACACACACACACACACACACACACACACACACACACAGACAGUGUGUCUGGGAGACACUGAGUCACGUCGACAACUCACAUAUAGUCAUUUCAAACCUCGUUUGUUUCUUCAGCAGUCUCAACAUGGACGUCUGCUGGGCCUGCAGCACUUUGAGUCUGCUGUUACAUGUUAUAGGAGCCCUGGGCUCCAGAGACGACGGCUGGUUCAUGAACGUGCAGGCGGAGGUGCGAGCCAUCGAGGGCUACCCGGUGGUGCUACCCUGCACCUUCAGCCAUCCACAGCACUCCCAGCAUUCCUCGCUGCAGGUGCUGUGGCGCCUGGGCCACGGCCAGGGCGCCACCGUGCUGUACCGCUGCACCAGCCGGCCCGGGGCCCCCGCCUGCGAGCCGGGGCCCCAGCAGGACCAACGCUACCGGCUGGAGGGAAACCCAACGGAGCACGACCUUUCGCUGAGGAUCAACAGCGCCAACCUGCAGGACAGCGGGCGCUACUACUGCCGAGUGGAGGUUCAGGGGCGGGAACACGUCAGCUUCGAGGACAAGAUGGGGACCCGGCUGAGAGUGGAGGCUCCUCCUAAGAUCCUGUCUCUGUCCGUGGACGGCAGCGAGCAGUCCGGGUACCGAGCGCUGUGCCAGGUCCAGGGCUCGCCGCUGCCGGACGUCCAGUGGCUCGGCCCGGACGACCUGCUGGAGGGUUCUCCGGUCGUCCCGCUGGCUCAGGGCGCCAUGGCCUACUACCACACGGUCAGCCAGCUGACAGACGUGGAGCCAGGCCACCAGUACACGUGCAGCGCGUCCAACCCGCUGGGCAAGGAGCACGCCACGCUGUACGUCGUGCCGCCACGGCCGCCGCUGCACGCGGCCGGGGCCUCGCCUCCUCUGCUGAUCCUCGUGGCGGUGUCUCUCGGGGCAAAGGUCGUCCUGCUGGGGGGGCUCGGGGUCUGGAUGGUGCAGGGGGGGGCUCUGCGGGGAGUCGGCUGCUGCUGGAAGUAACCUGCUCGGAUAAUCGUUUUUUUCAGCCAUCUCUCUCUAUUCUCUGUCUCUUUUUUGUGCCUUUUUCCACUUCAUCCGAAACCAAAGCUGAAGCUUCUUAAACCUGCAUUUUAUCUAAUUUUCAGCAAGAAAACGU